This is a messenger RNA of Coffea arabica (coffee), 1949 nucleotides long. Its product is annotated as fatty acid elongase 3-like. NCBI's taxonomy places the organism in Eukaryota, Viridiplantae, Streptophyta, Magnoliopsida, Gentianales, Rubiaceae. Gene Ontology annotation, molecular function: fatty acid elongase activity. Gene Ontology annotation, cellular component: endoplasmic reticulum membrane. The record is from RefSeq and is a predicted model, not a curated record. Gene Ontology annotation, biological process: fatty acid elongation, polyunsaturated fatty acid; fatty acid elongation, monounsaturated fatty acid; very long-chain fatty acid biosynthetic process.
CAUGGUAAAUUAGCUAGUAUAAAUUAGGUAACAUAUAAUUAACUGAAGAUGAAAAAUGUCCAGAGAGAGAGCGCGAGAGAGAAAGGGAAAGCACUAUAAGGCCCUUUGUAUUCCCCGUAUCCGCCCUCCAAUAAAAAAUGGUCCGUGUCAUGCACCGGAGUCCCCGUGGCCCAACUCUUUCUCACCAGUCACCACCAUCCACCAGUCAUUUAUAAAUUUUACUAAUGGUUGCCUUGCCCCUCUUCAAACCAUACUCAACCUCCCCGUCUCCGAAUUCAACAGAACAGCUCAAAGCCCCCCCAUCCCCUUCUAAAUGCUCAAACCCACCAUAUUUUGACAUUUUUACUCCGCCGUUUGGAAGGCUGACUGAACACUUCCAACAAUUCAGUUUCUCCGUAUCACAUUUUGGUAUCCUACGUGAAAAAGGAGAAGCAGAUAGGAGAAAUUUACAAAAGGAUAUCUCUUUCGACAACUUAGCAGAAUCCCAAGGCCCCAAAAGCUAAAAUUCGUUUGUUGGGCAAUCUCUGAGGUCACAAAAAGCAAAAAAAAGAAAAGAAAAAGAGGAACGACGGGGACGACGGCAACAACGUUCGUCUGAGUCUCGUCACGUGAACGAUGACUCUGAUUCAGAACGUAAGAUAUUAUCUGUCGGAACAUCCUUCAAUCGUUAAAUUCCGGUGGAGCAACACGGAGUUGUGGGGAUCCACCUGGUCCUUCCUCUUCACCUCCAUCGCCGCUUACGUGGUUUUCUCCGUCUUCCUCCACCUCCUCCUCAACAUCCUGAUUUUCCGCCGCAACCACCACCGACCCCUCCCUCUGGGGCCCCUCCCGGCCCUCCAUUCCCUCUCCAUGGCCCUCAUCUCCGCCACCAUCUUCUCCGGGAUCCUCCUCUCCACCGCCGCCGAGAUCCGCGACACCCGUUGGUUCUGGCGCCGCUCCAAAACCACCACUUUCCAGUGGCUGCUUUGCUUCCCUCUGGGCACGCGCCCCUCGGGCCGCGUCUUCUUCUGGUCCUACAUUUACUACCUCUCCCGCUUCCUCCACAGCCUCCGCACCUGUUUCACAAUCCUCCGGCGCAGAAAACUCUCCGUCUUCCAAAUAUUCAACCACUCCAUCCUAAUCUUCGCGUCAUUUUUGUGGCUGGAAUUCUCUCAAUCGUUCCAAGUCCUGGCCAUCCUGCUGACGACUUCCAUAUACGCCGUGGUCUACGGGUACAGAUUCUGGACCGCAAUUGGGCUGCCGAGCGCGUGUUUCCCCUUCGUGGUGAACUGUCAGAUGGUUUUGUUGGGGUGCAAUCUGGCGUGCCACAUCGGGGUGCUUCUGCUGCACCUAAUAAAGGGUGGCUGUAACGGAAUGAACGCGUGGACAUUCAAUUCGGUGCUGAACGGGGCAAUUCUUUUGCUGUCGUUGAAUUUCUACGUGAAAACGCAUCUGCGGACGAGAAGAAAAAAACAGGCCGUCGGCGUUGAAUGUGAGAAUCUGCAUUCCUCGAUGAAUGGGAAAGAGGCUGACAACAAUUUGGACGCAGUCAAAGAUAAAGAUCUUUGAGAGGUCUGUUUGUCUCUGUUCCGGGAAUCCCCUUGAUAUAUAUAUAUAUAUAUUUUAUAUAUCUAAAUUUGUGUACUUUUUUUUUUACCACGGUGCUGAAAAUUAUAAAGGGGGUUAAAAUUAAAUGAACGUCUACGGACCCCGCACUGCCCCCGUUCUGCUUCUGCAGCCUGCAGAGUUAUGUAUGUAUCUACAUAAGAAGAGAAUAAAAGAUGGGGCUGCAGAUUUUUCCUGCGGCUGUGGGCAAAAUGGACGCUGUAAAAAGUUUUUGUUGCCAUGAUGGUCUCUUUUUUUAAAGUACUACUCCACUAUAUAGAUUUAUUAACUCUGCUUCAUAAUCAUCAAUGAAAUGGAGUGAGAAUGGUCAAUGUUGACAUAUUAUUGUCACUACUAUUUUCUUA